Bombyx mori (domestic silkworm) is the source of this 1005-nucleotide messenger RNA. RefSeq names its product proteasome subunit beta 7 (gene Prosbeta2). Gene Ontology annotation, cellular component: proteasome core complex. The record is from RefSeq and is marked provisional. Gene Ontology annotation, molecular function: threonine-type endopeptidase activity. Lineage: Eukaryota; Metazoa; Arthropoda; Insecta; Lepidoptera; Bombycidae.
CAUGUUCGCUCUGUCAAUUUACUGUUUUAUUUUAAUAUUUAGGUUUGCGUGGAAUAACGUUUAAAAGCGUACGAUUUAAAUUAAAAUUUCAAUAAAAUUUGUCAAAUCACGAAAUGGCAUCUGCAUUAGUGCCCGAAAUUCCAGUUCCAGGAUUCUCGUUUGAGAAUUUUCAACGUAAUGCUUUUCUUGCUCAGAAAGGGUUUCCUGCACCCAAAGCCACCAAGACCGGUACUACAAUUGUUGGUAUAAUAUACGCAGACGGCGUUAUUCUAGGAGCUGACACAAGAGCCACUGAAAAUACAGUUGUCUCGGACAAAAACUGCCAAAAAAUCCACUACUUAGCAUCCAACAUGUAUUGUUGUGGAGCAGGAACAGCAGCUGACACUGAAAUGACAACACAAUCUGUUGCUUCACAAUUGGAGUUGCAGCGCUUACAUACUGGACGUACUGUACCUGUAGAAACUGCUGCCACACUGCUGAAACGAAUGCUAUUUCGCUAUCAAGGCCAUAUAGGGGCUGCUCUGGUUUUGGGAGGUGUUGACAGAACCGGUCCUCAUAUUUACUGCAUUUAUCCUCAUGGAUCUGUAGAUAAAUUACCAUAUGCAACCAUGGGAUCUGGAUCUCUUGCGGCUAUGGCAGUGUUUGAAGCAGGUUGGAAACGUGAUAUGAAUGAGGAAGAAGGAAAAAAGCUUGUCCGAGAUGCUAUUGCUGCUGGUAUAUUCAAUGACUUGGGUUCAGGUUCUAACGUUGACCUGUGCGUUAUUCGUAACACUGGCCCUGCCCAAUAUCUAAGAACUUAUGAAGAAGCUAAUGUGAAGGGGAAAAAGCAAGGUUCGUAUAGAUAUGCUCUUGGUACAACUGCUGUGCUUAAGCAGCGUGUAAUACCUCUCGAGGUAGAAUCUAUUUUGGUACGCCCAACAGAAGCAUUUCAGCCUAUGGAUGUGGAGCCUCAAACGAGUCGUUAAAUGUUAACAAUUAAUUUUGAAUAAAACAUUACUAUAAAAA